Pimephales promelas (fathead minnow) is the source of this 2425-nucleotide messenger RNA. The record is from RefSeq and is a predicted model, not a curated record. NCBI's taxonomy places the organism in Eukaryota, Metazoa, Chordata, Actinopteri, Cypriniformes, Leuciscidae.
CAAAGUUCCCUUCAUGUCACAAGAAAUACGACCAACUCACAAUCCAGCAAAUGCAUCCAAAGCUUCCGGGAAAGCCCAUGUAUCCUCACAUCACCUUCCAAUCGCAUGACCGUGAAAGAGGAAAGUUAUGGCGUCUCAUUGAGAAUGCUGAGGUCGGGCAGGCAACGAGGUCUAACGGGAUCAAUACAACCCUGCUGAUUAAUGGGCAGAUUUCUCUUCUCAGUUUAGUGUGUCAGAGAAGAAUCAUCUGCCAAGACCAAGAUUGGUAAACCAGGUCUCUUCGGUCUUUAAGAGUCGCAUUUCCAUUGCAAAGUAACCCUGCUCUGGACCUUCUUUGAAGCUUUGUAUCAUUUAAUACCGCGCCUUCUGAUUUGCAAUCAAUACGACCCUUGCAAAGCAGUGUGAAUCAAACCGUCAGCCUGGAGCAAUUGGCUUUUUGUAGAAUAAGUUAUUUUCACUUUGUUCCUGGGUCAAGUUUACGUAAUAAUGGAAAUGCAAAGUUCACCAAACUGGGAUGAAAAAGCAGCAAAGCUUGAAUCAAGGUCUCAGUUGCAUUUCAAUUGCUAAGUAAGUAUUUUUUGUAACUUUUGCAUCAUUUAACACUGCUUCUUCAGAUCCACAAUCAAUACGACCCUUUCAAAACUGUGGGUCAAGCUUCACUUUGUUCCUGGGUCAAGAUUACGAAAGAUCGGAAUCGCAAAUGCCUUGACGCUCCAACAAGCCCGGCAAAGCUUGACCUGCAACAUCGUGAAUCCUUCGAACCCAAGUGCAACUAAGCGGACGACAUUGCUGUGAGUGAGUGCAUGUGGUGGUGGCCCUCAGCAUGGUGUUGCCACCACCAGACAAGCGGCAUGUGUGUCUUACCACCUUUGUGAUCAUGACCAGCAUGGCCUUCAUGGACGCCUACCUGGUGGAGCAGAACCAGGGUCCACGGAAGAUCGGUGUCUGCAUCAUCGUCCUGGUCGGGGACGUCUGCUUUCUUAUCGUCCUCCGCUAUGUGGCGGUUUGGGUCGGAGCAGAAGUGCGGACGGCUCGGCGAGGAUACGCCAUGAUCCUGUGGUUCCUCUAUAUCUUUGUGUUGGAGAUCAAGCUUUACUUCAUCUUCCAGAACUGUAAGGCUGAUCGUAAGAGUCUGGAGACUGUCGCCCGGAAGGCUUUAACUUUAUUGCUGUCUAUUUGUGUGCCAGGCCUGUACCUGGUUCUGGUGGCUCUGGAUAGCAUGGAAUACUUCCGUACCUUCAGGAGAAAGGAGGACAUGAGGGGUCGGCUCUUCUGGGUGGCUUUGGACUUGCUGGACCUGCUGGAUAUGCAGGCAAACCUUUGGGAGCCACAGCGGACGGGUUUGCCUAUUUGGGCUGAAGGUUUGAUGUUCUUCUACUGCUACAUUUUGCUUCUGAUUCUUCCCUGCGUGUCUUUGAGCGAGGUCAGCGUGCAGGGCGACCACGUGUCUCCGCAGAAGAUGAUGCUCUAUCCUCUUCUCAGUCUGGUCACCAUCAACAUCGUCACCAUCCUCAUACGUGGCGUCAACAUGGUGCUCUUCCAGGACAGCCGGGUCUCCACCAUCUUCGUCGGGAAGAACGUGGUGGCCAUCGCGACCAAGGCGUGCACCUUUCUCGAAUACCGGAAACAGUCACGGGAAUUCCCGAAUCGAGAGAACGCAACCGGAAUUCCCAUGGAAGUCCAGCAGAACUCGGUGGGACAUGGACAAGCUCUUCCGAAUGCAACGAGCCUCCCACAUGAACCCACUCCAGCACGGGAUAUUAUGGAUACAUGACCAAGGAACCAAAAUUAAGUCUUUGGUUUGAUGCAAGAGCCAACAAAAAGCAUCAAAACCAACAGAUAAGAUGAACCGGUGAACUGUUUUGAAGUACUUUGAUACAACAUUUCAGCAUCAUAAGGUGCUUUGUCCUCUUCUUGACGGAGGUAAAUCAGCCAAUUUUGAGCGGUGUUGUUCAAAGGAAAACAUUCAGUGUCUUAUAAUUUGUUCAACUCCAUCUUCUCCACAGUUAGCAAUGAAGAACUGCUGUUUUCAUUGGAGUGCCUGCGGUGCAAAAUCCUUUCCCCAUGAGACCAAACUCUUGUUCCCACGUCCACUUUUCUGUCAGACUGAAAUUUCCCUUUCUUGCAAGUACAGAAUGGUGGAACUAAAGUGUAAUGAGUUUAUUAUUGAAGGAACUAGACAGAUGAGGUUGAUAUUAUGACCAAAUGUUGAGGAGUAGUCCUACAUGCCUGCAGUAUGUGUUUGCGCUCGUGUUUUAUGAUGUGUUGAUGACGUUACAGAAAUUAGAUUAAAUAAGAAAGUAAGAAAUUUGUAUCCGAUGAGUAUAUAGAAUUUCUUAGGAAAUAAGCGAAUGCACUUCCAAUUGAUUGGUAUAUGGAUUAUUAUUGUUGUUAUCAUUAUAUAUGUAUAUACCACUUGUGUACU